AUGGCGAUUGGACUUGGCCGCACUAUCAGCAGCCCUGUCUUUCUCUUUUUCCAAGUGCUUCAUGGCGUGAGCUUGUUCUUUGUCAUGCUUGGAGUGACGCGGGUGCUGCUUGGGAUGGCGGAGCUGUCGAUGAGCACUACCGCCGUCGAAGAUAGAACGGCGCCACACGUGGCUCCUCUUGCUCUGUCGCUGGUCAUGAAAGACGGAGCGUACGCUGUGCCCGCACCCGAGACGCCGCAAGGGCUUCACCGACCUGAUGGACUCGGUGAAAUCGUAUACCAGCAUGCGAACAUACUUGACUUGUUCAUGGAUGACACUCUCUCCUCUACAAUAACGCUCGCGCCAGCACCACCGGCGGCGUCGCUGUUUUUUUUCGAGAAGCUCAGCUACUGCUUUCACGUGCCUCUCACCUCCUUGUUCGUGAGCCCGGUCGACGUGCAUAUUGGAACAACUGCGGAGGCGCGGAACUUUAGACCUCGCAACAACGGUGCCACAGAUGGUGUAGUGAAAAUGGAUGUUGGCCUCUCUGGCGCCGACGCGCCUGCCGCCGGACAGCUGCGCGACGGCAGUGAGCGCCGCUUUUAUCUACAGCACAUGUUCGCGGCGCUCCUGUGUUCCUACCCCCUAGCAACGCUCCUGCAGCGUCGCAAGCUUGUGCUCGACUUCGUGGUGACCAUCUAUCUAGCUUACUGGCUGCUGGCGGACAUCGUUCUCCGCCGUUUGCUCGGGGGUGGCCUACAUUGGUGGGCAGCAUGCGCUCUGGGGAUGACUGUCAUGUACGGUGCAACCUACGUUAUAUGCCGGCGGAAAGAGCUGCAAGAGAUUCGCUUUUCUGGCGGCGGUACUGCGGGCUCCGGCGCAGGCGUACCCGCGGCCACGACAAUGUGGCUGAAGGACUGCCGUGGCGAGGGUGACAUCGCCGGCGAGGAGAUGCGUGCCAUUAGUCGAGAAACGCAGCGGCACAACGGCAGCGGCGGUGCUGACGCCCAUGGCAGCGGUAAGCCUCACGACGCUGCCGGCCGCUCUCGGGUCCCUGCGUCUGCGCAAAGCCCAAACGCUGCCAAGGCCGUUGCCGUCGAUGUGGCCCGCGCGUCAGAAGAGGCGGCGUAUAAGCACAAGAUGGUGUAG
This is a messenger RNA of Leishmania mexicana MHOM/GT/2001/U1103, 1128 nucleotides long. RefSeq lists its product as hypothetical. Gene Ontology annotation, biological process: protein localization to Golgi apparatus; Golgi to plasma membrane protein transport; Golgi to endosome transport. Gene Ontology annotation, cellular component: trans-Golgi network; Golgi membrane. The coding region runs from base 1 to 1128 and encodes 375 amino acids. Lineage: Eukaryota; Euglenozoa; Kinetoplastea; Trypanosomatida; Trypanosomatidae. The record is from RefSeq and is a predicted model, not a curated record. The transcript has a single exon.